AUGCUACCUACAGGAAGGGGUUUGGAAAGAACACCGAUCACCGCACCGGCACCUGAACCUGUGACAAUGCUGCCCCCCGAAAUCGCUACUCCAAGAGUCAAUAAGCUGCAUAGACUGGCACCCAGCCGAGCUGGACGGUCCAAUCUUAAGGACCACACCGAGGAACCCCCCGAAAUCCGGCUACUGCGCAUGCAGGAGCAGUUCCAACAGGUAAUGGAAUUUGCUCUGCACAGAAUUGCCAGCACCUUCGACCGUUCGUUUUCAUCGAGCGAUCGAAGGGAGGGUUUGUUUCGUUCUCCCCCGGGCUACAACAGAGAGCGCCCUAGGGAAUGGUUAAUGCAAAUUAAUCAGUACCAGAAUGCCCUACAAAUGGACGAAGAGGCGAGACUCGCUGAUAUGGUCUCAUUUCUAACAGGAAGAGCGUUGGCGCACUAUUGUACAACAAAGAGAAGGGCACCAGAACUGAUGCCGACGACCUGGGAACAACUUGAAGGUUUCAUUAUGCAAAGGUUUGGCACGACGCCCGUGGUGACGACUAUUCGCAAACUCAAAGAGAUCGAAUACAACGGCAACUUCGAAGAGGUAGUGGAAAGGUUUUCCAGUGUGCUGGCGGAAGGGGUAAAACCGCCAAAAGAGACUCUUAAAGAGUCGUUCUUCUCAAGACUCCGCUAUGACAUGGUAAAGAGGGUGCUGAAACAUGAGUUUGCUUCUUGGCUAGAUACCGGGGAGCAGAUGCUAGCCAUGAGGGCCCUUGUCGCAAACCGAGUAGCUACUUGGUACGAGUAUACGACUGAAAACUUCAGACAAGAAGUGAAGGGACGUGACAAGCUGAUCAGAGAAGGCUGGGUACUGAAUAGCAAACAGGAUAAGAGGCAAACCCACGUCAAGGGAUGGAACUCAGAACAAACGAUGCAGGAAACCAACGAAGGGGGCACAGAAAAGCAGAGGGGUACACAUUACCAAAGGGACACUAAACAGGCCAGGGAAAGAGAAAAGGGGGCACAGGUGCAAUGCUACUCUUGCAGUGGGCCAACGAAAAGCGAACAGCAGAGGGCUGAGAGGCUUGUGGCUCAUGAAAGCCUUUGCUGCACUGAGGAAAACACCCCACACAAUGCUGAGUCUAAAGAUAGCAUUCGUACUAAACGAGAUCGGACGUCCAAGCAAGAGGGGCAGCUGAGAGAGCGGGUGAUUCAACAUGAGGCAGUGCGCAUGCAAAUCGGGUUGAAAGACCCUCAGAAGAGCGCUGAAGCUGAGAACGUGAAGGCAUUUGAGGGAUGGCAUAGUGCAAAACCAAAGGGCUUGCCGAUAAGGGCGAGAAGUUCUGACGUGGAACAGCAACAAGCGCCCAAGGAUGAGGCGCUGAGUGAUAGCUACUCGAAAGGUACACAAAUAAUGUGCUCAGAGUAUAGCAAUGGUGCCCAGAAUAGGGGCCAUUGGCUGGGCGCUGAAAUUGACCUAGUCACGCAAAGUCUUGGUAAUAAAUUCAAUAGGACUCAGCUGGGGCCCAGGCAACAAGCAGAAGCAGAGGCAGAACACGCACAAUCUGCAAGGGGGCCAGAUACACAAGAUGUACAAUUCAUCAACUGCAGACAGCUGAAAGGCCCUGAGACAGAAGGCGAAUUGGGGCUACACGCAUUAGAGCGGUGGCCUGAGACAGACGGCAAAGUGGGGUUGCAUGCAUUAGAGCGGUGGCCUCUAGAUCAUUCGAAGGAAAUAGGGGGGCAGACAGCUCUUAUCAAUUAUGGUAGAGGUCUGGAACGUCGGAUAAAGAGAGCCCGAUUCCCAAUUGGCUAG
Molecule: messenger RNA, 1794 nt
Organism: Eimeria mitis
Lineage: Eukaryota; Apicomplexa; Conoidasida; Eucoccidiorida; Eimeriidae
Exons: 2
Coding region: 1-1794 (597 amino acids)
Source: RefSeq, a predicted model, not a curated record